UUCUUUUCACCAGGCAUCUUCUCCAGUGGAACCCGCCAGCAAAUCCAGCAACACCAUGUGGGUGACCAAACUUCUGCCAGCCCUGCUGCUGCAGCAUGCCCUCCUCCAUCUCCUCCUGCUCCCCAUCGCCAUCCCCUAUGCAGAAGGACAGAAGAAACGAAGAAACACACUUCAUGAAUUCAAAAAGUCAGCCAAGACUACUUUAGUUAAAGAAGAUCCAUUAUUGAAGAUAAAAACCAAGAAAUUGAAUACUCCAGACCUUUGUGCCAAUAGAUGUAUUAGGAAUAAAGGACUUCCAUUCACCUGCAAGGCUUUUGUUUUUGAUAAAACAAGAAAACGAUGCCUUUGGUUCCCUUUCAAUAGCAUGUCAAGUGGAGUGAAAAAAGUAUUUGGCCAUGAAUUCGACCUCUAUGAAAACAAAGAUUAUAUUAGAAAUUGCAUCAUUGGUAAAGGAGGCAGCUAUAAGGGUACAGUGUCUAUCACUAAGAGUGGCAUCAAGUGCCAGCCCUGGAAUUCCAUGAUACCACAUGAACACAGCUUUUUGCCUUCGAGCUAUCGGGGUAAAGAUCUACAGGAAAACUACUGUCGAAAUCCUCGAGGGGAAGAAGGGGGACCUUGGUGUUUCACAAGCAAUCCAGAGGUACGCUACGAAGUCUGUGACAUUCCUCAGUGUUCAGAAGUUGAAUGCAUGACCUGCAAUGGAGAAAGUUAUCGAGGUCCCAUGGAUCAUACAGAAUCAGGCAAGAUUUGUCAGCGUUGGGAUCAUCAGACUCCACACCGGCACAAAUUCUUACCAGAAAGAUAUCCUGACAAGGGCUUUGAUGAUAAUUAUUGCCGCAAUCCUGAUGGCAAGCCGAGGCCAUGGUGCUAUACUCUUGACCCUGACACCCCCUGGGAGUACUGUGCAAUUAAAAUGUGCGCUCACAGUACUGUGAAUGACACAAAUGUCCCAGUAGAAACGACUGAAUGUAUUCAAGGUCAAGGUGAAGGUUACCGGGGAACCAUCAAUACCAUCUGGAAUGGAAUCCCAUGUCAACGUUGGGAUUCACAGUAUCCUCACCAGCAUUCCGUAACUCCUGAAAAUUUCAAGUGCAAGGACUUAAGAGAAAAUUAUUGCCGAAAUCCAGACGGGGCUGAGUCACCCUGGUGUUUUACCACUGAUCCAAACAACCGAGUUGGCUACUGUUCCCAAAUUCCAAAAUGUGACGUGUCAAGUGGACAAGAUUGUUAUCGUGGGAAUGGCAAAAAUUAUAUGGGCAAUUUAUCCAAAACACGAUCUGGACUAACAUGUUCAAUGUGGAACAAGAACAUGGAAGACUUACACAGACACAUCUUCUGGGAACCAGAUGCUAGUAAGCUGAAUAAGAAUUAUUGCCGAAAUCCUGAUGAUGAUGCCCACGGUCCUUGGUGUUACACAGGGAAUCCUCUCAUUCCUUGGGAUUAUUGCCCUAUUUCUCGUUGUGAAGGUGAUACCACACCUACAAUAGUCAACUUAGACCAUCCUGUGAUAUCUUGUGCCAAGACAAAACAAUUGCGUGUUGUAAAUGGAAUUCCAACGCGAACAAAUGUAGGAUGGAUGGUUAGUUUGAAAUACAGAAAUAAACAUAUCUGUGGAGGAUCAUUGAUAAAGGAAAGUUGGAUUCUUACUGCAAGACAAUGUUUCCCUUCUCGAAAUAAAGACCUGAAAGAUUACGAAGCAUGGCUUGGAAUUCAUGAUGUCCAUGGAAGAGGAGAUGAAAAAAGAAAACAGGUUCUAAACGUUUCCCAGAUGGUAUAUGGGCCUGAAGGAUCAGAUCUGGUUUUACUGAAGCUUGCUAGGCCUGCAAUCCUGGAUGAUUUUGUUAGUACCAUUGAUUUACCUAAUUAUGGAUGCACAAUUCCUGAAAAAACUACUUGCAGUGUUUAUGGCUGGGGCUACACUGGAUUGAUCAACAGUGAUGGUUUACUACGAGUAGCACAUCUCUCUAUUAUGGGCAAUGAGAAAUGUAGCCAGUAUCAUCAAGGGAAGGUGACUCUGAAUGAAUCUGAAAUAUGUGCUGGGGCUGAAAAUAUUGUAUCAGGACCAUGUGAGGGCGAUUAUGGUGGCCCACUUGUUUGUGAACAACAUAAAAUGAGAAUGGUUCUUGGUGUCAUUGUUCCUGGUCGUGGAUGUGCUAUUCCAAAUCGUCCUGGUAUUUUUGUCAGAGUAGCGUAUUAUGCAAAAUGGAUACAUAAAAUUAUGUUAACAUAUAAGGUAUCACAGUCAUAGCUGAUGUCUGACUGAAGUUCCAUCAAUACAUGAAGAUAAUACAUCCUUUACAUGAAGAUUUCAGAGAGUAUGGAAUUAAAAUGUCACUUAAAAUUAUCCUAAGAAAACUACUUGAGUGUUAAGUUUGUUAAGAUGCUCAUUGAUAUUUAUGAGUUUUUUUCUGUUGUUCUGUUUGUCAGUGUUAUUUUGUAAAUAUUGAAGUGAUUUAAGGUACAUGCAAGUGUAGUAACAAAUCUCCUGAAGAUACUUGAAUGGAAUAAAAAAAUGCAAAGGUGUAAUUUGCUGGAUGAUAAAAGAUUUAAUAGAAAAGAUCAAUUAAUAUCCAUGCUGCUUUCCAAGGUUAGUUUCUUAAUAAUUAAUAAAACAUAAGUUAAACAUUAUUUUAAUCUCACAAAAAUUUAAGCUGUGUCCUUAAAUUGUUACUUUAUAUUGAAUUAUAUUACCUUUUAUAUAUUCCAUACAUUAUACUUUAUUCAUUCCUCCUCACUGUGUAUCCCAUAAGAAUGGUACACACUUUUUGCAAAAGCAACUUACCCAUAUACACUUGCCUGGUUACACAUGUGCAUGGACUAGAAUAAAAAUUGUGAGUAUCCAAUGUAACCACUGAGUAUUCUGAACAUGUGUACCUAUAGUCUUUUUUAAUGAAAGAAAAAAAGAAUUCUUUUUAGAAAAUACCAGUAGAAAUAUUUAAGCAAAGUGCCAUAUAAAGUGAAAUAAAAAAGACAUUUCAUUCUUCAUACAUAAUUAGUAGAUGAUCUUUUGGGGCUGGCAUUAAAGAUCUGUUCAGUUAUGAAUCAAAAAUUAUGUAACACUAAAUUUAGAUGCGUAAAUAGAUUUUUCAUCCUAGUAUUUUGUGUAAUUUCUAAUUAUUAAAAAAGGAGAAAAAUGUCGGUAUUAUUGAUUUUCUACUAACUUAGGAAAAAUAUUUUGCAAAAUAUUUCAAUUUGUUUUCUAAAUGUUGUUUAAAUUCCCAGAUAACUAUUUAAUUGAAGAAGUUUAAAACUAUUGUCUUUAAAAUAUGUUUAGGUAGACUUUUUUUUAAGAUUUUCUGGCUCGAGAUCUUUAAUUUUUUUAAACUUAAGGGAAAUUCUUCUAUAGCCCCAAUAACUUGCAAAUAAACUUUCAUCAGAUUAUGCAUUACAUAUUAGAGAAGAGAAAUCAAAAUUAAUUUCUCAACUUGAAUGAUGUUUAGCCUAAAAAAAUCUCUGAAAUAAAUGAAAAAAUACAAAAGGAAUGGAAAAGGAACUAGUUUAUCUAAACUCUGUGCUUAGUUAUUUUCUUAAAAAAAAUUGGAACCUGAUGAAAGAGAAAAUCUUUCCAAACAUCCUUGUUUACUUCAUUUUAUGUACAUCCUUUUAUCACGUGAUGUAGUAAUUCAGACGUUAUAUUCUGUAUGGUCAUAGACAUACCACCGUUUUUAUUAUUGAGUUUGUUGUGUUUAGCUAAAGAUCAUGUGUUUGUAAUAAGUUGGAUUAUAGGGUGGCCAGAGAGUUAGCACAAUUAAGGUACUUGUUUUGCAUAUCGCCAGUCCCAGUUCAAUCCUUAGUACUUCAUAUAAACACUGUCAAGAGUGAUCCUUGAGCACUAAAACCAAAAAUAAAUUUUAAAAGGCAAAGAACUGAUAGAAUAGGAUCUGAAGUUUUACAAUAUCUUCCUGUACUAAUGCUCUUAAAAAUAAGUAUUUGAAAAAUUUGAAUUCCACAUUCGCAGUUGUUCUACCUUUUUAAUAAUGAUUUAUAUUAAAAACAGAACUCAAUGAUGUAUUAAAAACACAAUAGAACACUUGUAGCUAAAGUAAAAUGAUUUUAAAAUUUACUCAAGAGCUCAGUACACAGAAUAUAACUCCAGAAAUGUCAUUCAAAUUGCACCAUAUAUUUUUAAAUUAAGAAGAUAUGUGGUGGUAUUAAGAAGCAUGAUUGCAAAAAUAUCCGACAAGCUGUCACUCCACACCAUCUUAUUAGCUUGUAUUUCUGUUUCUCAUAAUGCAGCAUUAAAAUAAAAAAAAUUUUUUCAAGGGCAUAUUGCACUAACAAUAUUUUUCAGUUUCUCCUUGGCAAACUUCCAUCAUUGUGUUGCUUAAUUAUCAUAUUAUUGACAUUUAUAAAACAUAGAAAGGUAAUAGUUUUGUGGAGUUCAUGCCCAAUUAAAUCAGCUAAUCAGUGGCUGAAUAAAUAGCAGUACUGCUACAUUAAAAAAAAAAGAAAGGAAUAGUUUUAAAUACUCACAUUUAAAAUAUUUUUUGUCUUUUCUUCGAAAUUUCAGUGGAGAGAUAGAUUAUCUCUAUACAAGAUGUAGCUAACUCUUGUCAUUUAAACUCAGUGUUUUCCAUUUUAUUAAAAGGAUUGCAAAAAUGAAACCAAUAAAACCAUUAAAUUUAGUGAAGAAAGCAGCUCUCUCACUGGGAGAUUCCUUUUGUUUUAUGAUCAGUCGAACCAGCAUUGAAAAUGAGGAAACAACUCAUGGUAUUUUAGCUGGUAGGACAGGGUAUAAACAUUUUUAUUUGGUUGAAAUUAACUAUUUUCUGGGCAUUCUUUUCUUAUGAAACUACAAAAAAAGAGAAAUAUUCAACUUAUUUAAAAAAACUGUUUUAUUUACAUCAUGGACAAAAUAAUCAUUUAAAUUAGAAGUUUCCAAAGCUAUUUUUGUUGUGGCUGUUUGAAUAAUAGUCAAUUUAAUAAUUGUGGAUAUUUUCUAUGUCUACAAACAGAAAUGUAAAAUUAAAAUAUUUGUCAUAAUGCCUCUGCUGUGCAGAAGGGAUGAUAAUCCUUUUUAUACAUCUUUAAUUUUAUUGUAAAAUAUGUAAUGUCUUUUACCUGUUUGCUGUAGGCAGGUCCUCAGUAAAAUGGUUUAUAUUGAGUCAGUCUCUAGUGUUAACAGGCUCUUGCUUGCUAUCUAAGUGUUUCAAAUUAUGGGAAAUGUGAGACACUGGAAGGCAAGAAAAAUAACAAUAAUGGCAUGUGAUAGUGAAAUUGUGUUUCACUUAUUCCUGUGAAUAUUUCUUGUUGGUACCAAUGGUACUGUACAAAGUGAAUAGCCACAACAUUCUCUUGGAAAAAAAGACACUGUUAAGAAAUGCAAAUUGCUGUCAGAUAUUUUCUUGUUUUUUUUCUAAAUGUUUUAAAAAUAUUACUUUGCAAUUUGGAGAAAAUAAGAUGCAAUAUCUUAAUUUUAAUAAACUCAUAUUAAAAGCUUUUAAUUUACUGAGGUUCAAAAGUAAUGAUUUUCAAUCAAUACAUCUCAUUUGUAAGCAGAUUUAUGAAAGAAAAUUAAUAAGACAGUCUACUUAUAAAUUACUUUCCACAAUAAAGUUCAAAAGAACUUAGUUAUCUUUCAUCUUCAACUAAGUUUCAAUGAAGAAUUAACUAAUUAAAAAAUAUUAAUACUCUACCCAAGAUAUCUUGACAGCAUAAUUUUAAGUAGAUCAUUCCAUUUGCACAGAGAGUUUCUAUCUUUAGAAAACUGAAAUGGAAUACUGUGGAUAUUCUGACUGUCUUAUGUGUAAAUAGGAAAUUGAUAAGCUGCCUAUUGUGAUGUAGCUGGAUGCUUACCCAAGAAGGUGACACUGUGGUUUUGACUUGUAUAUAAAGUUUCUGUAGUUAAUAAAGUUGUUAUUUUUAUAGCCAUGAUUAUAUUAUUAUUCUGAAUAAUAAUAAAAUAUUUUAUCAAAAUG
Messenger RNA from Sorex fumeus (smoky shrew), 5918 nucleotides. RefSeq names its product hepatocyte growth factor (gene HGF). The record is from RefSeq and is a predicted model, not a curated record. Gene Ontology annotation, molecular function: signaling receptor binding; serine-type endopeptidase activity. NCBI's taxonomy places the organism in Eukaryota, Metazoa, Chordata, Mammalia, Eulipotyphla, Soricidae. Gene Ontology annotation, biological process: positive regulation of protein phosphorylation; negative regulation of apoptotic process; proteolysis. The transcript has 18 exons. The coding region runs from base 56 to 2248 and encodes 730 amino acids.